This is a messenger RNA of Eruca vesicaria subsp. sativa (arugula), 201 nucleotides long. Lineage: Eukaryota; Viridiplantae; Streptophyta; Magnoliopsida; Brassicales; Brassicaceae. The record is from the annotation of a GenBank genome assembly.
AUGGACUCCACAAGAAGCAUCUCUGCUUUGAACGAAGAUAUCAUAGUUGAGCAGCUACUUCGUACCCAUGAUCCAGACGGUCGCUGGAUUGAUUCCGAAAUGCUGCUUCAAGAAGUUGAAGCCAUCUUGAGCUUUGUUCUGGAAAGUGAUGUGAGGCUCUCUACCCCUUUGGCUUGUUCUAGUCUUCAGAUACUUGUCUAG